AUUUUGACAAAUAACAGUUGCAGAAUUUUAUAAUAUUGUGUGCAGAAUUUUUAAUUUUUUGGCGCAAAAUGCCCCCAGGAGUAAACUUUGGUGCAGAGAGCUUGGCUGUAUUUCUUCUGAGUCCUCCACGUGCUUUCUUAAAACACCCUCCCCCACAUCCCCACCUUCUGAAAAGGUUUUACAAGCAAUUGCCAGCACUGUCUUAUGUUAAUCACCCUGCCUCUGCCUGUCAACAAAAUACUGACUCUCUGCAGAACUCACAUUCCGCACUGACUAGCUGUGCUGUAGUUUUCGAGCUCUACCUGGGAGCACAAUUCCUGUAUGAAACUCCUGGGGGGGGAAGCCCCCACUGAGUCCCACAACUGGCCCCUCUGCCCUCACGGCUCAGAAGCUCCAAGGCAAAUAUCCACGGGCUACCCCCUCCCUUCCCGCAUACACACACCCUGCUCCCACCUUCUUAUUUGAUUUCUAAUAAAAGACAAACUCAUGACCUUUGGGAGUCUGUUUCCUGAAUGUUCAGGGCUGGCUGGGCUGCCCAAGGCCCUGGGCUGAUUUCUGUGCAGGAUUCAGAUCUCAGCCACACCCGGUGUCAGACCAGAGUCACCGCUGGGUGUGGCAGGGGGUGAGUGCGGAUGGGCCAAUGAGAUCAGCCUCCGCCUGCCAGACCCUGGGGGCUGCAGGGGGAGUCCAAGGCAGCUCAUUCAUCAGGUGUUGCCACCAGAGGGCUCCGGUUAUGGCUAAGGGAGAGGAGGAGGCAGGUGUGUGUGUGUGUCUGUCUGUCUGUCUCUUCCCUGCUCAUGUUGUUAUAGCCCUGGAGUGCAGCUCCCCGGAUCAGAAGCUGCCUCCUGCAUUUAAACCUGGGAACCCAAAAUGAGAAGCUGCUUCUUACCCAGCAGAGGAGAGACCUCUGUUAAAGCCCCUCUGUGCCCAGCCAAGGUGGGGAAUUUCUCCGGUGACUGGAACCAGCCUCUAGGGCUCUGCUGACACCAGCCCCUGAGCUGGAGCCUGCAGGCUGAGGAAUCACAUCCACAUUUUGCUCCACAUCGACCCAGGAGACAGGGCAGGGAAAUGGCUGUGAUGGAGCCAGCUCAGAUGCCGGUGACCUUCGAGGAGGUGGCUGUGUAUUUCACCCAGGGGCAGGGGGCUCUGCUGGACCCCGCUCAGAGAGCCCUCUACAGGGACGUCAUGCAGGAGAACUACGAGACGGUGACCUCUCUGGGAUUUCCCUUUCCCAAACCUGACCUGAUCGCCCGGCUGGAACGAGGCGAAGGGCCAUGGGUCCCGGAUCUUCAGGCCUGGGUGGAAAAAGAGAUCCCAAGAGGCACUUGCACAGCAGGUGAUGAGCAAGGGAGUGAGAGCGAGGAAGGGAAUCACCAUGAGGAAGUUCCUGGGGAAGUGGAACCACAGGGAACCUUUGUGGGAAGAGUUGAAGGGAACUUUUCCCAAUGCUUGGAGGAGGGAGAAGCCUGGGGAAAUUGGCACAGGUCAGAGAGGUUGUUGGGAAACCACCCAAGGAAGAAAGUGGAUGAAUCUAUUAAAAGUGGGGGAGGAGACAAGGAUUCCACAGCUCACCACACAAAUCCCAAGGAAGAAAAACCCUACCAGUGCCUUGAAUGUGGGAAAAGAUUCAUUCUGAAAUCACACCUUGUGAAACAUCAGAUAAUCCAUAUUGGAGAGAAACCUCUUCAAUGCUUGGACAUUAUGGAAAGCUUCAGUACCUGCUCACUUCUUAAUAACCAUGGGAGAAGCCACACGGGAGAGAAUCCCUAUCCAUGCCUCGAGUGCGGGAAAUGUUUCAGUGGGAAGUCUGAACUAAUUAGACAUCAGACAGUCCACACAGGAGAGAGACCCCACAAGUGCUUGGACUGUGGGAAAAGUUUCAUGUGGAGAUCACAUCUUAUUAGACAUCAGAGAGUCCACACAAGAGAGAGAGCAUAUAAAUGCUUGGUGUGUGGGAAAAGCUUCAGUGACAGCACAAAUCUUACUAACCAUCGGAGAAUCCACAGAGGAGAGAGACCCUAUAAAUGCCUCGAUUGUGGGAACUCUUUUGGUUGGAAGUCCAAUCUUAUCACACAUCAGAGAAUCCACACAGGAGAGAGACCCCAUAAGUGCUUGGACUGUGGGAAAAGUUUCACACAGCGAUCAGCACUUGUUACACAUCAGACAGUGCACCCAGGAAAGGGACGCUAUAAAUGCUUGGAGUGUGGGAAAAGUUUCAGUUGGAAGUCAGGCCUUAUAACACAUCAGAGAAUCCACACAGGGGAGAAACCCCAUAAGUGCUUGGACUGUGGGAAAAAUUUCAUACAGAGAUCAAACCUUACUAAGCAUCAGGCAAUCCACACUGGAGAGAGACCCCAUAAGUGCUUGAACUGUGAGAAAAGUUUCACAUUGAGAUCAGCCCUUGUUACACAUCAGGCAGUCCACACCGGAGAGAGACCCCAUGAGUGCUUGGACUGUGGGAAAAGUUUCACAUGGAGAUCAGGCCUUGUUACACACCAGGCAAUCCACACAGGAGAGAGACCCCAUAAGUGCUUGAACUGUGAGAAAAGUUUCACAUUGAGAUCAGCCCUUGUUACACAUCAGGCAGUCCACACCGGAGAGAGACCCCAUAAGUGCUUGGACUGUGGGAAAAGUUUCACAUGGAGAUCAGGCCUUGUUACACACCAGGCAAUCCACACAGGAGAGAGACCCCAUAAGUGCUCGGACUGUGGGAAAAGUUUCAUACAGAAAGCACACCUUAUUAGACAUCAGACAGUCCACACAGUAGAGAGACCCCAUAAGUGCUUGGACUGUGGGAAAAGUUUCACACAGAGAUCAGCACUCGUUACACAUCAGACAGUCCACACAGGAGAGGGACGCUAUAUAUGCUUGGAGUGUGGGAAAAGUUUCAGUUGGAAGUCAAGCCUUAUAACACAUCAGAGAAUCCACACAGGAGAGAAACUCCAUAAGUGCUUGGACUGUGGGAAAAAUUUCAUACAGAGAUCAAACCUUACUAAGCACCAAGCAAUCCACACAGGAGAGAGACCCCAUAAGUGCUUGGACUGUGGGAAAAGCUUUAGCUGCAGCUCACAACUCACUCAACAUCAGAGAACCCAUACGGGAGAAAGACCCUAUAAAUGCCUCGAGUGUGGGAAAAGUUUCAUUGCGAGUUCUCAUCUCGUUGCACAUCACAGAAUUCACACCGGUGACAAACUUCAGAAAUGCCUCAACUGUGGGAAAUGUUUCAUGUGGAACUCUACCCUUAUAAUACAUCAGAGGAUCCACACAGGAGAAAGACCUUAUAAGUGCUUGGACUGUGGGAAAAGUUUCAGGUGGAAGUCUGCCCUUAUAAUACAUCAGAGGAUCCACACAGGAGAAAGACCCCAUAAGUGCUUGGACUGUGGGAAAAGUUUCACAAACAGAUCAGCCCUUGUUUUACAUCAGAGAAUUCACACAGGAGAGAGACCCCAUAAGUGCUUGGAGUGUGAGAAAAGUUUCACACAAAGAUCAUGCCUGAUAACACAUCAGGUAACCCACACGGGAGAAAGACCCCAUAAGUGCUUGGACUGUGGGAAGAGUUUCACACUGAGAUCAAACCUCAUUAAACAUGGGAGAAUCCACACAGGAUCUAAACUUCAUAAAUGCCUUGCCUGUGGAGAAAGCUUCAUUCAGCGAUCACACCUCAUUAAACAUCAGAGAAUCCACUAAAGUUUGAGAUUCAAUCGGAGCUCACACAUCAGUGAUCCAUACAACAGAGAAAGCUUGAAUGUGGGGGAAGUUUCAUUUGGUGCUCCUGGAGUAUCAGGCACCCGCAAAUCUACAUAGGGAAGUAACCUCUGAGAUGUUCUCAGUGUGGAAAAUGCUCCAAGUGGAGCUAAGACAAAGUUGGACGUGAGAGACUCCUCCACACAGCACGGAAAUUUUCUCAGGGCUCUGACUAAGCCAUAGUAAUCAAUUUCCUCAUUCCCACACACAUCAGGGGCAUUUGGCUCCCAAGGACCCAGCUGCCCAUCACUGGAGUGAAGAUCCAGCAGCAGCUAGUCAGUGACCCUCUGGUUCUGCUUGGUCUAAGCAAACCCCAGGCAGAGAGGGAGAAGCCCCGAUCAGCCCCUCCUCCCUGCUACAGCCCUGGCUGCUGAGCUGAUGGGCCAGAGGGGAGAAGGGAGAGAGAGAAACUCCUCCAGCUGCUCCCUCUGCCUGGCUGAAGUUCCCCCGUCUCCCUUCCCCUCCCAGCCGGGAUCCCCCUGCCAUGGAGAUGAGGAGAAGGACACUUGGGCCAGGCCCCACUUUCACUCUUGACACCCGUCUCCAUCCCCCAUCUUCCAGCAGCCCCUGGGCUGGGCUCCCCCACUUACCUGGAGCGUCCCUGGAGCUGGUUAUUCCUCCGCUCCCUGAAUCCCCCAGGGCGCUGGGCUCUGGGGGAUCAAAUAUUGAGGGACCAGGCUGACGGGUUGUGGGGAGGACACUGAGGAUUGAAUGGUUGGGGCUGGGGGAGCUGGGAAGCAGGAGGAACUGGGUGCUGGGGCUAUCGAGUGUUUAGGGAUCAUGGGAUAAGAGGCGAGGGAGAGCACAGGGGUCGAGAGAUGCUGCCUCUAAUCACUCACCCCCUCUGCCCCUUCUCCCUUCCCCCUCUGCAUUCAACCAGCACCACUGGGAGGGGCUGAUUCCCACAGGGCCCUUUGUGGGAGGCCUGGAGUUCCCACCUCUGACUCCGCAGCAUCAGCCUCUGAACAUCUGUCUAUGGUAGGAAAAUGGUUGGGAUUAGCCAGCUCGUCUCCCCUGACGCUCCAACACUCUUUCUAGUCACACUGACCCUGAAGUAUAUUAUCUAUUCUGAUCCUCGCCAUGAGCAGAGUGAUCGUUAGUCCUUGAGUUCCCCCUUUGGGGCCGGAUUGUCUCAUUCCCAGCCAGUCUCACAUUACUCCAGGCUGUGCGGAAAAGCAUUGAGUGUGUGUAUAUUUUCUCCCUUAGGGGGCAGAACUAAACAGAUGCUAAAAAAGUGGGAGCAGGGAUAGUAAAAUGUGGUGUUUUAGCUUCUGUGCUAUUUCAGGGCAAUAGGGUGAGUUCGAGGUAUCCCCUCCUUCCUGUAUCACCAUCACCCUCCACACAGCAGCCUCUGUCCAAGCGAUGGAGAGUCUUAUCCUGUCCCUGUUCUACCCCUCUGCCUCCUAAGGUGUCACUUACCACCGUGUCCCUGGCUCUAGAUGCUUAAGAAUCAGCUUUGAUUUCUGUGAUCCUCCAUGAGACUUUGGAGGGCUGGAGAAGAAAGUGUCACAGACCUGCGAGGGAGGGGAAGGGAGGAAUCCCAAAGAACCUCAAAGCACAGUUUACCUUUCUGAUCUGUUUCUAUGUAUUGCUGAAAUUGCUUCCAGAGUUUUCUGUGCUCGUCUAGAUCAUUUGUAGAUGGGAAGGUUUUUUUUGUUUUUGUUUUUAUUUCUUAUGAUGAUGUUAAAACUUUUCAGAGUAGCAGCCAUGUUAGUCUGUAUCCGCAAAAAGAAAAGGAGGACUUGUGGCACUGUAGCUCACGAAAGCUUAUGCUCUAAUAAAUUUGUUAGUCUCUAAGGUGCCACAAGUCCUCCUUUUCUUUUUGCUAAAACUUUUGUAACUCAUACAACCGAAUUAUUAGGCAAGAGGUGAAGCCGGGUUAGCCAGUUCAGAAGAAAAUGGCUACAUUUAUUUUCCUGAUUUUGAGUCUUCAGAUUCUCUGAGAUUUCACUUUCUGAAUGUAAAAGUGUUUUAUAGCCCACCCUGGAGUGUGGGUUUUUCUCUAGUCCAGAAGGCUGUUUGGUCACAGACUUUGAUAUUAGCUUAGUUUAGAUGUAGCUCAGAUUUAUGGAGGACUUAAUGAAUGCCAGAAUAGUCCUUUUGUAUUUUAUUUUCACCGUAUUCUACCCUUUGUGAUGUGAACUUUGUUUUAUUUGAAGAAUGGCAAAGGUCUGUGUGUCUCAGCACAUACACUGCGGGUGCCAGCUCGCGUCACGUCCGAGAGGCAGAGAUGGAAAGGGGGAAUGAAAUCACGGCCUGAGCCCUGCAGUGACGUGACUUAGGGCCCAACCACCCUGCAGAGGCUGCUGCGGCGGAGUUGCACUGAUGCAGCUUUUGCGCUUGGAGGGGGACGCUACGUGGACCAACCAUCGGCGUAGAUCACCCACCUCCCCAAGAGGCGGCAGCUACGUCGAUGGGAGAAGUCCUCCUGUUGCCAUAGUGCUGUCUACACCAGAAGUUAGGUUGGUACAGCUGCGUCGCUUGGGGGUGUGGAGUUUCACAAGUGACGUAGGUUGCGAGUGCAGACCAAGCCGCAGCGUCAGGAGGAGAAGAGAGUGGGAGGUGAGGAGAACAGAGCUGGGAAAUGGCUGGGUUUGCUCUUCAGAGCCAGACGGCUGAGGCUGAGAACUGUGAACUCGCUGCACCAGAGUCAGAGAGACACUAGACCUGACCUAUGAGUGUUGUGUGAAGCUUCCCCUGCAAUCUAAAGGACCAUGAACGACACCCCAAAAAUGAUUGGGGGAGGGGGCAGCGUCCCCCUAUUGCUGAGGUGCCGAGUUUGGGCACAGGCAAGAAGGGAGCCAGGGAUGUCAAGAGACCUGGGCAGCCUUGAAUCCAGGCCAACCCCUAGCAUUGAGGCCAGAGGGAGAUGAGGAGCCCUAGAGCCCUGCUGGUCACCCCCUCCCCAUCUGCCGCGGUGUCCUGUGUGGGGACGAGAGAAACUGUCUCUACCCCACUCACCCCACACUCAUCCCUCCUUCCUGAGAUCUUUGGAUUCCCUGCUCUCAGAGUGUUUCCUUUUGUGAUGGGGUCCCAGUGUCUCUCGUGGCUUCUCACCACUUUUCUAUCAUUCAUACGUGUGGCUCUGUUUUUGGUUCUUUUGAGAGUUGGGCGUGGCACUGUGCUGGGAUGGAACCGAAAAGUACACCCCGAGCUGGGCUGGGGGUGGGGAAUGGAGUCUGUCUUUGUUUGUCCUUUGGAAUAAUAAAGUAGCAUUUAGUUUCUCCCACUGCCAGUCUCCUUCGUUUUGCAUUAAAUACCCACCAGAUUCAGAGUGGAAGUUAAAAGUGAAAGCAAUGCAGAUAUGGUCUGGGAUGGGAAUGCUCAGUGAGGUCACCCAGCCAACCUCACGCCUGCCUUGUUGUAGACUCUGUCUAACUUCCCAUAGAGAUAAAACUCUCUGCAAUCUGGUGCCCCUCUCCCUGACCCCAGUACAAAUGAGGAAGAGUUCGACUGGGUUUCCGGGGUCAUUAUCUUCUCCCUCACCCUGGUGUAAACCAGAAGUAAUCCCACUGGAACCCUAUGAACUGUCUACACCAGUGUGAAGUUGUUGUGAGAGGAAAACCAGACCAUGGACCUUUAAGUGUGUUAGCAGGAACAAUACUCACACAUAGAGAGUGGUAUUGUCACCCCAACGCUUCAAAAAUCAUGAGUCAGACCCCCCAAAAUCGUGAUAUUGGCUGAAAAAUCACGCCAUUCUUACAAAAGACGAAAUCACGAUUUCUUUUUAAGUCCACCUGUUUUUUGAUCUCCUCCUGCCUACUCCCAGUGUAGUGUGACUAGCACGGCACUGCCCACCCGUGCAUAUUUAUGAAAAGGAAGUGGAUUUUGACUCCUGCUGCAGGAGUUCUCACAAUAAUGCAAAGAUCUUGGACCUUUACGCAAUUAUGGAGCAGGGCCUGCAGGUGCCACUUCCUAUCUCUUGCCCGCCCAGGCCAUGGCAGUAACCUGUUCCCAUAGCUGCUAAAGUUUGUGCAGCUCCAUGCAGGACAUUUUGCACCCUUGUGAAAGUCACUAGUUUCCCCUAAAUGGUCCCUGGCCACCGGUUGUGAGAGGGACAACCACAGGAGGAACAUUGAAGACUCACUCAUGGAUGAGGAAACUUUUCUCCCCCUCAAAAAGUCGAGGCAUGCCCCAUACGUUUUGUGGCCCUUCUAAUGCCUCCGAUCCUGCCGAUCUCCGGCAGGAAGCCCUGACUCAGGAGUGGGGGAUGCAGAGGAAGAAGAUGGAAUCUUCACUCUACCUUGCUCCUGGUCCGGAGCAGAAGCAGUGCCCGGAGCAGCCCUACCAUCUGCCUCGUUCUAUCUCAGACACAUGGAAAUAAAUUGGUUAGUCUCUAAGGUGCCCCAAGUACUCCUUUUCUUCUUGAAAUCAAUGGGGCCCUUAGCAGUGCAGUAGUACAAUGAAACGUGUAAGAUUUUGCAGGAUUGGGAAUUUAGUUUGCUCGGCUUGGGGGUUUCUCUCUAUUGAUAUUCGGCCUGUUCCUCACACCACAACUUUCCCCAGUUUCCUUCUUCUCUGACUGCAAAGUACGUUUCAGAGUAGCAGCCGCGUUAGUCUGUAUUGGCAAAAAGAAAAGGAGUACUUGCGGCACCUUAGAGACUAACCAAUUUAUUUGAGCAUAAGCUUUCGUGAGCUACAGCAUCCGAUGAAGUGAGCUGUAGCUCACGAAAGCUUAUGCUUAAAUAAAUUGGUUAGUCUCUAAGGUGCCACAAGUCCUCCUUUUCUUUUUGCAAAGUAAGUGUUUCUAUGGAUACCAAGAUUAUUUUUAAUACGGUAGCAGCUAGAAGCUGCACCCAAGACCGAAGCUCUAUUGUGCUCAGCAUGGUACUCUAUAUACAGAGCAUGAGAGACAGCGCCUAAGGGACAGAGCUUCUUGUCUAAAUACACAAAACAGACAGAGACAUGAUUCUGUACGUAUCGGGAGUGUCUCCUUGAUUAAAGCCAGGCGCUUAAAGCAGGUUUUCAACUUCCGACAUGUAAGAGAAAUACAUAAGCAUGGGGCCAUGUUCCCAGCUGGUGUAAAUCAGCCUAGAUCCAGCAAAGUCAACACAGCUUUGCUAAGUGACAUCCAGUGAGAUUCUGGCCAUUGUUUCUGCCCUGGAAUCACAGUGUGAUUAAGUGAUUAGCUCCAUUGUUGUAGCUGGAAAUGGCUAUUCUCUGUGAUUUAGCUUCCCCAGGUUUGUGCUCCUUGGCAGCCAGAUGCUGCGUCCUUGCCCUUUGAACUGGGAUCACCCCCAAAAUAAAGUCACACAGCCCUGUGUCUCCAGCUUUUUCCCUUUAGAUCCCACCUUUGAGGCCAUGUGCAUGCUGAGAGAAAAGAGGUUUUUUCUAACUAAGGGUCCCCAAAUAUGAGAAACAGAUCUUGUACAAGCCUGCUGGAGAUAAGGUAAGUCACAGCUUCACCUUGUUGUACCUGAUCGAGAUGCACCCCACCCCACAGUGUUCCUCUCUACCAAUUACACUGAGGUGAAACUACCACUUGCAUUGUCUACACCAGGGUUGGUCAAUAGGCGGGCCAUGGGACAAAUCUGGAUCUCCAGAUACUUUUGAACAGACUGCAAAAUCUUUUAUUAUCAUUUUUGUUAUUAUUGUUGUAUUGUUUUCUCUGGAAUCUGGAUCUUGAAUAUACCUUGACCAAGAAAUUAGGACCCUGACAAAAAAAAAAAAAAUUGUCCCUGAUCUACAGUAUGAGUUUACAAUAAGAGAAAGAGAACCUACAUCCUAGUGCAGACAAAUCCUCAGAGACCGUCUCUUGGAGCAGGUUUCGCCCUUUACACCUCCAUGACCACCACAGUUAUUGCUGAUGAGCAGGAGAAAUGCAAAAUAUUUCCUAUGUCUUUACCCAGCUUUGAAAACAUUUCAUACACACGGGAACCAAGCUAAAGAGUCAGCGCUCUACGGCACGCAGCUGAGGAAUUCCUGAUUUACGUGGCUACAGCCAGCACAAGAGACAGAGCACAGGCUAGCCAGUGACAUGUCAGAGUAAAACCCCAGCUCUCAUCAGAGGGACAUGCCGGCCUAUUCCCCAUUGUUGUUGUGUCCUGCUGAACAUCUAAGUUCCUAACUCCCCUCCCCAGGGAGAAGCAGAAUUAUGGUCACGCCCUGGGUGAUGACCAGGUGCAGCUUGUGUGCUGGUAACAAGCUGUGGCCUGUUUGCUCUUGGUUGAUUCUCACUUGAGCUCAUCGGUAUUUUCUCCUGUCAUCACCCUGAAAGUGAAAAGGUCUAUAACUCUCUAAUCACACCCGCAGCAGGUUGGAUCAUAUUAAAGAAGUUCUGUAUUAAAAUCACAAAUGAGUUUGAUUCCCCAUAGUUUAAAUUUCAGGGUAUUACAGAUAUACAGAGAACAUGAAAAAAAUGGGUGUUGCCAUAUCAACUCUAACGAGACUAAUCGAUUAAGGUGGGCUAUUAUCAGCAGGAGAAAAAAAGCUUUUGUACUGCUAAUCUGGAUGGCCCCUUUCCAACAGUUGACAAGAAGGUGUGAGUAAAAGUAGGGGAAAAAUUAGCAUGGGGAAAUAGUUUUUCGUUUGCCUAAUGACUCGUCCACUCUCAGUCUUUA
Molecule: messenger RNA, 10304 nt
Organism: Chelonia mydas (Green sea turtle)
Lineage: Eukaryota; Metazoa; Chordata; Testudines; Cheloniidae
Product: zinc finger protein 585A
Exons: 5
Coding region: 1069-3687 (872 amino acids)
Biological process (GO): negative regulation of transcription by RNA polymerase II
Cellular component (GO): nucleus
Molecular function (GO): DNA-binding transcription activator activity, RNA polymerase II-specific; RNA polymerase II cis-regulatory region sequence-specific DNA binding; DNA-binding transcription repressor activity, RNA polymerase II-specific
Source: RefSeq, a predicted model, not a curated record